Molecule: messenger RNA, 516 nt
Organism: Vicia villosa (hairy vetch)
Lineage: Eukaryota; Viridiplantae; Streptophyta; Magnoliopsida; Fabales; Fabaceae
Product: NADP-dependent malic enzyme-like
Exons: 8
Coding region: 1-516 (171 amino acids)
Biological process (GO): malate metabolic process; pyruvate metabolic process
Cellular component (GO): chloroplast
Molecular function (GO): malate dehydrogenase (decarboxylating) (NADP+) activity; malate dehydrogenase (decarboxylating) (NAD+) activity
Source: RefSeq, a predicted model, not a curated record
AUGAAAGAUUGGUUUUCUCUAUACCAAACUGUCUUUUACCUGCAAGAGCAGAAAGAUUCAUGGAGGACUGUUCUGACACUGGCAUAUCAGAGUCUUGGAGUUGUUUAUGGAGAUUUAAGCAUUUCACCUUUAUAUGGAAUGGGAAUUCCUGUUGGAAAGCUUUCUCUAUAUACUGCAUUAGGAGGUGUUCGCCCUUCAUCGUGCUUGCCUAUAACGAUUGAUGUUGGCACAAAUAAUGAGAAGUUGUUGAAUGGUGAGUUUUACAUUGGCCUUAGACAGGAGCGAGCAACUGCGAAGGAAUAUGCGGAGCUUCUAGACGAGUUUAUGGAUGCAAUUAAGCAGAAGAAUGGAGAGAAAAUUCUUUUUGAAGAGUUAGCCAAUCAUAAUGCGUUCGAUCUUCUUGAUAAAUAUAGCUCGUCGCAUCUUAUUUUCAAUGAUGAUAUACAUGGUACAGCUUCUGUGGUUGGGACUGGUAUAGAAGAGUUGAUAGCUCUUGAGAUUUCAAAGCAAGUAUAA